UGGAAUGCGCCCCAAAUUUUUUUUGCGAAUUUCGUCCUGAAAUUUAUACUGUAAAAAAUUCAGGAUAUAUGCGAUUGAGUACCGAUUUUAUUUUGAUGCCAUUUUGUACGAGGUUUUUCCUAUUGUGUCACAAACAUGGCCCCUGACGUCGCUUUUCGUGCAACGCCCAGCUCCGGGUGCUCACGGCAUUUUUCCUUUCCUGUGCUCUGAUUGUCACUUAAAUGAAAAAUACAAAAUAGUUGUCACUUUGCAUGCAGAAAAUGCCACUCGAUGGUAUAAAAUUUAGCGAAAAAAGAUUGACGCUUAAGACGUCAGAGACGAAAUGGUCACGUCAAAACGGAAAAACUCGCAUCGAGUUUUGCUGCAAAUUUUGCCUUAAAAUCCAAUUUGUGAAAAAUUGGCUCGAUAAAAAAACGUAUAACUUUGGUAUGUUGUUUAACAGUAUUUGUACUUUUAGCCGACACAAAGAUAAUUAGGGGUCACCGACUUACAUUUUUCAAUAUUUGACAAUGUUUUACCCCUACCCCCAUUAAGAAAUGACGCGCUAAAUCUUGUUUUAUCUGACAAAUUAAUCUAAAAAAAUCCGCGAAACUGCAUAUGUCGUCAUUUUCUCCAUCUUACGUCAUUUGACGUCAAAGUUCCUUCACACGUAAACAUUUAACGGAUUAAUAAAAUGGAUCCACAUGGAAGUAUUGAGAGACAUAAGGGGAGAUUUGUUAAGAAAGUGUUGAAGAAAAAGUCAGAUUUUUUAAAAACAAGUAAUAAACUGAAGCAUUCAGGUGAUUACGGACAUGUUCCGGAAAGAAGAAUUGUAGACAUGAAAUAUUUUGGCGAGAUAUUUGAUAAAGGGUGUAAAUCAUGUAAACGACAUUUCUUAUUCAAGGAUAUCAUCGCAGAAAACAUUUAUGGACUUUGUUCAUUAGUGAAAUUUAAGUGUUCAAAAUGUCGACAGGAAACUACAAUUUCUACAUCGAGGGCUUCCGGAGAAACUGAUAAGACUUUGACAAAAUCUCCGUACUCAGUUAAUCUGAAAGCUGCAAUUGGGAUGAUCCACGCUGGUAUAGGAGAAACACACAUGAAUGGCUUUCUUGUGACAUUAGGGAUACCACCAAUACACCAUAAAACAUUGAAAAAACAUGAACGGAAAGUUGGAAAAGUUAUGGAGGAAAAUGCACGAGAUUCAUGUGCCCGUGCGUGCGAAGAGGAAAAGACGGCAUCACGAGCUUGUAUGUUACCAGCGACUGUCACAGAACGAGGUGAUGGCGAUAACAUAAGAGACACGUUCCUGCAUGAACCAAAUACUGAUCGGGUUGCAGCAGACGACAAAGAGAUGUACGCAGCAGAUGACACCGACACUGAUCAAAUAACUUUUGAUGAGGCAAUGGCUAUGUUAGAAGAAUAUGACAGAGCUAGCGCAUCAAAUGAGAUUCAGACUACAGACCAAGCAGAGGGACAGUCAUCCUUUCACAUCUCUGCAUUAAACGAAGAUACAUCACAAAAUAUGGUAGAAAUGGAGACUUUGCAGAAAGACCAAGUUGAAGUUGUUGUUAGCCAAGACGCAGCAUGGUCAAAACGUGGCCGCGGAAUGAACAGUUUAUCAGGUUGGGGACAUGUUAUAGGAGUGAAGACUAAAAAGUGUUUGAACUAUUCUACACGAGUCAAGAACUGCGCAAAGUGUAACUUUAACAGCAAAACGGGAAAAAAGGUACAGCAGCAUGAUUGUCGUAAAAACUGGACCGGAAGUGCUAAAAGUAUGGAACCGGAUAUCGUAACGAGUCUGCACGAAAAAGCGAUGGAUUCUGGUAUGAAAUUUGUAGGUGUAAUUGGUGACGAAGAUUCAUCAGCUAUAAAACACAUACGAGAGAAAGUGAAUCCAAAUAUCAAGAAAUUUUCAGAUUUCGGACAUAUAAAAAGAAAUUUGAGACGGAAACUUGAGACACUACAGAAAGAAAAUAAAAGUCUCACCAGGAAAGUUACAGACAGCUUCCUAAAAAACUUCUCAUAUGCUGUCAAACAAAACAGAACAGGGACAGAGGAUGACAUGAGCAAGUCUAUAAUGGCAAUAGUACCUCAUAUGUAUGGAAAUCACAGUAUGUGUGGUCAUUGGUGUUCCAUCACGACUGGCAAAAAUGAAAAACAUGCUAAUUUACCUAAAGGCAAAGAUCUGACUGACCAGUCAUUGAGACUCGAAAUGGAGAAUUUGUUGGCGCCUUUUAUUUCUAACCCGGGAAAACUCAUGACAUCUGGUACAACCCAGUCAAAUGAAUCACUGAAUAAUGUUGCUUGGAGCAAAGCUCCUAAAAUACGAAACUACAAUGCCAGCGAAAGUUUUGACAUUCGGUGUUCGGCUGGAGUCGCGCAGUUUAAUGAUGGAAUUGGAUAUGUGAACAAAGUUAUAGAAAAUUCAGGUCUUUCUCCACAAAAAAUUACUAGUAAAUACACUUGUUCAAAAGACAGACAGAGGAAUUAUUUUAAAUCUUAUAAAACCGAAAAAAAAGUCAAGCAAAGGCGUUACGAAUUGAAGAAGAAAAGAUUGUUUGUGAAUACCUCUUCCGAAAUUAAGGAAGGCACAACAUAUGCAUCAGAGUGUACAUUCGAAACGGAAGAUAUCGAUACUGUAAGAAUCCCGGAUGCCACAGACUUUUGCCAAGCAAACGAAAAUGCAGGAAACAUUGGCGGAAAUUUCAUAUUUUACGACAUUGAAACUACGUCACUAGGGAACGAAGCUGAAAUUGUGCAACUUUCUGCGAUGUCCAGGAUCGGCACAAAAUUCAACCAGUAUGUCGUUCCCGACGGGUACAUCACUAAACAAGCGUCGGCAGUUACCGGAAUUACGAUUUCUGUAAUAAACGAUAAAAAGGUUUUAUACAAAGAAGGAAAACCGCUCCCCGGGCGCACCAUUUGUGAUGUGUUGAAAAGUUUUAUUGAAUGGAUUCGGUUGUUGGAUGAAAAACAUAACAUUUUAGUUGCCCAUAAUGGAAAACAAUUCGACAUGAGAAUCUUGGUAAAAAGUUGUAUUAAAGCCGGAUGUCUGGACGAGCUAUCUGAACAGAUUUAUGGAUUUGUUGACACUUUACCACUGUUUAGAUCUAUAACAGAAAAGGGAGUUUCAGCAUCGCUAGUAAAUAUAUAUCAGAGGGAGUUCGGCUGUAAAUACAACGCACAUGACUCAUGUGAAGAUACACAAGCACUUAUGCAUUUGUUCUAUCACAAAAAUCUCGAACAAAGAGCAUCAUCUUCUUUCAUAAAAUUUGAUCUUGCUUUGAAAUAUUUAAAAAAUGUAAGUGUUGUUAAAAGAAAUCGCAACCAAAUUGAGCGUAAACUCUGUGUGGAGAACAAAAUAAUUUCCAAGUAUUUAGCAAGGAAAAUAGCUGUCACCGGACUUUCCUAUGAUCAUUUACAGCUAGCAUUUGCAAGGGACUGUGUGAAUGGCUUGCGGUAUGUAUUAGGAGAAAAGGUUAACGGUAAAGCGAGAGUAACCGAAAAGACAACUAUUAUUCGAGCUUUGAAUCUGCAUUUUGAAAACAUCAAUAGGAAAUAAAUAGUGGGUAAUACAAAACAUA
Mercenaria mercenaria is the source of this 3563-nucleotide messenger RNA. RefSeq lists its product as uncharacterized. The transcript is spliced from 5 exons. The record is from RefSeq and is a predicted model, not a curated record. Gene Ontology annotation, biological process: DNA catabolic process. Gene Ontology annotation, cellular component: cytoplasm. NCBI's taxonomy places the organism in Eukaryota, Metazoa, Mollusca, Bivalvia, Venerida, Veneridae. Gene Ontology annotation, molecular function: nucleic acid binding; 3'-5'-DNA exonuclease activity. Bases 674 to 3541 code for a protein of 955 amino acids.